Molecule: messenger RNA, 486 nt
Organism: Syzygium oleosum
Lineage: Eukaryota; Viridiplantae; Streptophyta; Magnoliopsida; Myrtales; Myrtaceae
Product: 3-oxoacyl-[acyl-carrier-protein] reductase, chloroplastic-like
Exons: 6
Coding region: 1-486 (161 amino acids)
Source: RefSeq, a predicted model, not a curated record
AUGGAGCCAGCUCCGGAACCUGCCGUCUCUUCGGUGCCGAAGCGGAAGCUCGAUUGCCGGGUCGCGGCAUUCUGUUGUGUGCUUCUGUGUCUUUGCAAUCCUUCGACUCUUGCGUUUAUGUGGAGUGCCCGAGGUGUAAGAGCUCAGGUUGCCACUGUUGAAAAAGUGAGCACAGAAGGGGUUCAAAGCGUAGAAUCGCCUGUCGUGAUAGUUACCGGAGCCUCCAGGGGUAUUGGUAAAGCCAUGGCAUUAUCACUGGAUAAAGCAGGUUGCAAGGUUAAUGCUAUUGCUCCUGGGUUCAUUGCAUCUGAUAUGACUGCCAAACUUGGGGAAGAAGUUGAAAAGAAAAUCUUGGAGACAAUUCCGUUAGGAAGGUACGGAAAGCCAGAAGAAGUUGCUGGACUGGUGGAAUUUCUUGCCAUCAACCCUGCAGCCAGCUACAUUACGGGACAGGUCUUCACGAUAGAUGGUGGAAUGGUCAUGUAG